GAAUACGCAUCAAAGCAUCUUUGACUAUGUAUCAAAGCAUCUCUGAAUACCUGUCAGAGAAGCUGUCACAUUUUCGCUUAUUUUCUCAAAAUAUUUUGGAAGAUAUUUUCAUUUGUGUCGGUAUAACCUUCGAUAAACUACUAUAUAUCGAUCCCGGUUCUUCCGUUGAAGGCGGGUUGUUCCCGUGCAUCGGAGUUGUCUUCUGGGUAGAAAGAUGAAGUCUCUACAGAUUUUACUGGUAUGUACCGAGGUACUGGCAAUAGCUUUGGCAUCAAAUAGUCAUGCUUACCCGUCUGGAUAUGGAGAUGAUUCGGGUUCUUGUGGUGAAAUUGAAGAGAAGCCGGUUCCUCUGAGAAGGGAGGUUUAUGGCAAUGGAAGAAUUAUCGAUAUCACGCAUAGGGUUACACCCACAACACCAUGUGGGGGCUUUGAGGGCGUUGGGGAAGUCGUCUCGCUUUCUUUGAGCAUGAAAAAUGGUUCAGAUUAUAACUUCUCUAUCAUGAAGUUACCUGUUCAUGCUGGUACCCAUGUUGAUGCACCAGGGCACAUGUAUGAUCGUUACUUUGAUGCCGGUUUUGAUGUGGAUAGUCUUGACCUCGAUGUUCUUAAUGGUCCAGCUUUGUUAGUUGAUGUUCCCAGGGACAAGAACAUAACUGCGGAUGUUAUGAAGUCCUUGAACAUCCCCAAGGGAGUCCGCCGUGUGCUUUUCAGAACAUUGAACACUGACAGGAAACUUAUGUUCAAAAAGGAGUUUGACACAAGCUAUGUGGGAUUCAUGAAAGAUGGGGCACAAUGGUUGGUGGAUAACACUGACAUCAAACUCGUUGGGAUUGAUUACUUAUCUGUUGCGGCUGAUGCUGAUCUAAUUCCUGCUCAUCUUGUUUUCCUUGAAGGCAGGGAAAUCAUUCUUGUGGAAGGCCUGAAACUCGACGAUAUCCAGCCAGGAAUAUAUGACGUCCACUGUUUGCCUCUACGGUUGCUUGGUGCUGAGGGCUCACCCAUAAGAUGCAUCCUUAUCAAAUGAAGUCAUUAUUGAAGCAGCAAAAGCACCACCAUGAAGCAUUCGGAGGAGAGGAACACAGCAAAAGGCCAAGCUUAAAAUGUCCUUCAUAAACACUUUACUUGCUAUCUUGUGAAAUUCAACUUCUUGCUGUCUCUUGUUAGGCUUAGCAUCAACUCCCUUGUAAUGAUGAAUAUUUUUCUCCAUGUUUGUUAUACUGCAGCUGCAGCUAGAUAGUGGCAGUUACAAUCAACAGUAGCCUUGUAAUAUUUAAAUUGAGGAUCUUAGUUUAUGUUUUUAUCUUUAAACGAUCCUGGCCUCUACCGGUGAUGAUUUGGGACAGCUCUUCAAUGAAAGUUGAUUCUGUA
Diospyros lotus (date-plum) is the source of this 1368-nucleotide messenger RNA. Its product is annotated as cyclase-like protein 2. The record is from RefSeq and is a predicted model, not a curated record. NCBI's taxonomy places the organism in Eukaryota, Viridiplantae, Streptophyta, Magnoliopsida, Ericales, Ebenaceae. Gene Ontology annotation, molecular function: arylformamidase activity. The transcript is spliced from 7 exons. The coding region runs from base 215 to 1024 and encodes 269 amino acids.